Lucilia sericata (common green bottle fly) is the source of this 845-nucleotide messenger RNA. RefSeq lists its product as uncharacterized. Bases 48 to 845 code for a protein of 265 amino acids. The record is from RefSeq and is a predicted model, not a curated record. NCBI's taxonomy places the organism in Eukaryota, Metazoa, Arthropoda, Insecta, Diptera, Calliphoridae. The transcript is spliced from 4 exons.
UUAAAGAAAUACUAUUAAAGCAUUAUUUAAAAAACGUAAAUGUUAUAAUGGCAUCUUCUUCAAAAAAAAUUAAAGUAGAUUGUCGACAUCGAAAGGAGUGGGAAAAUGAAAUUUGGGCCAAAGGUUGGCUAAAAUCUAUUGCAGAUGCCCCUUUGUCGUACCAAUCAACAUCUAACGACCAAUAUACAUCGUGGUGUUUUGGAUGCAAAAUAGCUCUAAGAUCCCAUAAGAUCGAUCUAAAAAAGCAUUCAGAAAGUAAUAAACACAUUUCUAAUAUGGCGGUGCUGUUUAAGCAAAACAAAAUUGAAAAUUUUAUAAUACAGCCGCAAUCAAAUGAGUCUAAAAUUAUUGACAUUAAACUAGCCGUUUUUAUUGCAAAACAUAGCUCAAUUGCUUCUGUUGACCACCUUACAACCUUGCUACGAAACUGCUCAACAAAAGAAAGUGCAUUUGAAAAAUUAAGGCUGCACAAAACUAAGUGUACUGCUAUUAUCAAAAAUGUCGUUUCUCCGUCAAUUUUAGUGGAUUUGGUGAAAGAUAUUGGUGAUAAUUUUUACAGUUUGGUGGUAGAUGAAUCUACCGAUAUAUCCCAAACUAAAUGGAUGAGCAUUUGUGUAAGAUUUUUUGAUCAUAAAAGACUUAAAAUUGUUACCCAUUUUUUGGGCAUUUUCCUGGUAGAAGAAGCUACUGCAACACAUCUUUUUGAAGGUAUGAAACUGUUUUUAAACAAACCUACAGAUAAAAUGUUAAAAAAGUUUAAUUCUAAUACAAUGUAUGAUACACCAAGCAGUGAAAAUGAAUCUGCAGAGAAUGAGGUAUAUGAUAUUAUAGAUUUAUGCAAUUAA